AUGACUGUGGAGUUCACCCAAGAGGAGUGGCGGCACCUGGGCCCUGCUCAGAGGGCCCUGUACAGAGAUCUGAUGCUGGAGAACUACAGCCACCUGGUCUCCGUGGGGUAUUGUUUUACAAAACCAAAAGUGGUCUUCAACUUGGAGGAAGGAGAAGAGCCGUAUUUGUUAGAGGAAGAAUUCCUAAACAGGAGCUCCCCAGAAAGAAAAUACUGCCAACUUGAUGACCUCCUAGAAAAGAGCUAG
Messenger RNA from Equus quagga, 246 nucleotides. RefSeq names its product zinc finger protein 782-like. The coding region runs from base 1 to 246 and encodes 81 amino acids. Lineage: Eukaryota; Metazoa; Chordata; Mammalia; Perissodactyla; Equidae. The transcript has 4 exons. The record is from RefSeq and is a predicted model, not a curated record. Gene Ontology annotation, biological process: regulation of DNA-templated transcription.